AUGGAUUUCAAUCGAGAUGCUGGUAAAGAGACAGUCAGUCAGCUUCAACUCAAUAUUCAAAAUCUGAAUCAACAAGUAAUCCAAUUGGAGUCAUUCAUCACAAAUCUGUCAGAUAGCAGUGCUGCCGGGCAACGAGAGCGAGAGCUUUUCAAUAAGAAAGCUCACGAUGCUCAGGAAUUAUCGAAAGAUACGAAUACAUUACUGAAAAAGUUGGUUGUGAUGAGUAACUCUGAUCGAAGAGCAGCACAAACUGAAAAAGCUGGAAUGGUGGCUGCAGAAAUGGAUGCACAAGCCGCACGAGAUGAGAAUGAAAUGUAUGGAAAUCAGGGAAGAAGUGGACAAAUGCAAAUGACGGCUCAGCAACAGGGAAAUUUGGCUGAUAUCAAAGAACGACAGCAUGCAUUGCAACAAUUGGAGAGAGAUAUUGGGGAUGUGAAUGCGAUUUUUGCCGAACUCGCAAAUAUCGUUCAUGAGCAAGGUGACAUGAUGGAUUCUAUUGAGGCAAACGUUGAGCAUGCACAGAUUUAUGUAGAACAGGGAGCUCAGAAUGUGCAGCAAGCAGUCUACUACAACCAAAAAGCUCGUCAAAAGAAGCUUCUUCUCCUCUGUUUCUUUGUUAUUCUCAUUUUCAUCAUUGGUUUGACUAUUUAUUUGGCCAAAUAG
Caenorhabditis remanei is the source of this 663-nucleotide messenger RNA. RefSeq lists its product as uncharacterized. Gene Ontology annotation, biological process: intracellular protein transport; vesicle fusion; vesicle-mediated transport. Gene Ontology annotation, molecular function: SNARE binding; SNAP receptor activity. Gene Ontology annotation, cellular component: membrane; synaptic vesicle; endomembrane system. Bases 1 to 663 code for a protein of 220 amino acids. NCBI's taxonomy places the organism in Eukaryota, Metazoa, Nematoda, Chromadorea, Rhabditida, Rhabditidae. The transcript has 6 exons. The record is from RefSeq and is a predicted model, not a curated record.